Brachypodium distachyon (stiff brome) is the source of this 2576-nucleotide messenger RNA. Its product is annotated as putative pentatricopeptide repeat-containing protein At5g52630. NCBI's taxonomy places the organism in Eukaryota, Viridiplantae, Streptophyta, Magnoliopsida, Poales, Poaceae. The transcript has a single exon. Gene Ontology annotation, biological process: RNA modification. The record is from RefSeq and is a predicted model, not a curated record. Bases 42 to 1829 code for a protein of 595 amino acids. Gene Ontology annotation, molecular function: RNA binding; zinc ion binding; protein binding.
CGUGAGUAAGUCAAGUCGAACUCGAGAAUCUCUAGGCCGCCAUGCCCCCGCCGUUGCCGCCACUCGCUGCCUGCGCGCGGUCGCUGGCCGAGCUCCUAGUCGUGCUCUCAGCCGCGCGCGCGCUUCCCAAGGGGCAGCAGCUCCAUGGUUUCCUCCUCAAGGGUGGCCACCUCCCAGCGAUCGCCUCCUCCCACGCGCUUCUCUCCCACCACCUCCUCACCUUCUAUGCCCGCUGUGCGCUCCCGGAGCUUUGCCUCCGCGCCUUCCUCGACCUCCCCGCUCCACCACCCGCUGCCGCAUGGUCCUCCCUCAUAUCGUCCUUCGCCCAGAACGGUCUCCCCGCCGCCGCCUUUGACGCCUUCCGCCGCAUGCUCGCGGCCGGGGUCCCCGCCACCGACCGCUCCAUCCCCUCUGCCGCCAAGGCCGUCGCGGCUGCCGCAGACUCGUUGCGCCCUCCGCUCGCCCCGCAUGCUCUCCAUGGCCUUGCCUCCAAGACACCGUUCGCUGAAGACGUGUUUGUCGGGUCGGCGGUUCUUGAUAUGUAUGCCAAGUGCGGGAACCUUCUGGACGCCCGGCGGCUGUUCGAUGAAAUGCCAGAGCGGAAUGUUGUCUCCUGGUCCGCGCUCAUUGGCGGCUAUGCGGACGCUGGGAUGCAUCCUGCAGCGCUGUGGAUAUUCCGCUCGGCACUUGAGGAGGCUGUGGAGGUGAAUGACUUCACAGUUUCGUGCAUUGUUCGUGUGUGUGCUACGGCCACACUCUUUGAUCUUGGGGCUCAGGUGCAUGCACGGUCUAUAAAGACAGCACUUGAUGCAUCACCAUUUGUGGGUAGCUCACUUGUUUCCCUGUACUCAAAGUGUGGCCUUGUGGAUCGUGCUUACCGGAUUUUUAGUGCAGCACCUGAAAGAAACCUUGGGAUUUGGAAUGCAGUGCUCAAUGCAUCUGCACAGCAUGGGCAUACUGCCACAGCAUUUGAGCGCUUCAUGGAGAUGCAAAAUGACGGGUUCCGUCCCAACUACAUUACCUUCCUAUGUUUACUCACUGCAUGUAGUCAUGCUGGUCUUGUUGAUGAGGGGAAGCGCUAUUUUUCUCUCAUGAAAGAAUAUACCAUUGAGCCACAGGCUGAACAUUAUGCUGCAAUGGUUGACCUACUUGGUCGUGUAGGUCGAAUAACAGAAGCCUUGGAGCUUAUUGAGUCAAUGCCCAUGGAACCACCUGAGUCUGUCUGGGGUGCACUCCUAAUGGCAUGCCGCAUGUUCAAGGAUGCUGACACAGCAGCAAUUGCUGCAAAGAGGUUGUUUCAGACAGGGUCCCGCAGCUCUGGUGCGCACAUGCUCUUGUCAAGCACGUAUGCAGCUGCAGGAAGGCAUGUUGAUGCAGCACUUGCAAGGAAGGCAAUGCGUGAUGCAGGUGUACGGAAAGAGACUGGACUUAGCUGGCUAGAGGCUGCAGGGGAGGUGCAUACUUUUGUGUCAAAUUGCAGGAGACAUCCAAGAAGCGACGAGAUAUAUAAUGUGCUGGAGAAAGUUGGUGAGAAGAUGGAGGGUGCUGGUUAUGUGGCAGACACUAGUGCAGUGGUUAAGGAUGUGGCGAGGGAAGAGAAGUGUGAAACGCUAGGUUAUCACAGCGAAAGGCUAGCGAUAGGAUUAGGCCUUCUAAUUGUUCCGGAGGGUGUGCCAAUCCGAGUUAUGAAGAACUUACGGGUGUGUGAUGAUUGCCACAAUGCAAUUAAGUAUCUCAGUAAGUGUACAGGAAGAGUCGUGAUUCUCAGGGAUAACCGUCGGUUUCACCGGUUUGAAGAUGGGUUGUGCUCUUGUGGGGAUUUCUGGUGAUAUAUAUAUUCUUAUCUAUAUCACUCUCUUUCUUAUUGUUCUUGGAAGAUUUGCUUCAUUUGGAUUCAUCGACAGGGUCUUUCACUUGGAGUAAAUUUGUUCGAUAAAUGGAUUUAUGUGAAUUCAGUGGCUGAUAUGAGGCAUAAAGUUGAUUUUGGCAUGUCCUUUUCGCAUAAUGGGGAGCUCCUGGAUUCAAUUUUAGGUUUACUUGGAAUUUUUGCAAAAGCCUGACCAUUUCUUAUGAAACGAUUAUUGGAUGUGCAAAUCGGCCACAUAAUGCUGUAUUUUCAGGGUCAGCAUGGCACUGGGGCUUCUCCUUUGCGAUAUAGUUUGAUGCAAUGUGGGGGAGGAUCCAUUGAAGCUUAGCAUGCUCUGCAGAAUAGUUUGUCAGGAUAAUGAGUGGAGCACACGAACUCAUGAUAUCAUCUUAUGAGUUAUGACAGCAUACAAUGGUGCAUACUUCUUUCAUGUGAGCAGAGGCAUAGCCUGAAAUGAGUGUUGGAAACUUGGAACAUUUAGUUAAGUCAUGAUAAUUCCAUUCUGUCCAGGUGAAGGUCAAAAUGGGCUGCCAAACACACUAGGUAUAAUAGUAGCUCUCUCCACUGUUGUAAAAUCAACAACUUCAAGCUUUGAAGAAUCCAUGUGCGUAUGUCUUCUUUCUCAGGCUUGUCUUGUAAUCUACACUUAGCAUGUACAAUCUCAUUCCAAUGCAUUGCAAGCCUCUCCGGUUUGGAUUGGACAUCGUCA